Molecule: messenger RNA, 1515 nt
Organism: Colossoma macropomum (tambaqui)
Lineage: Eukaryota; Metazoa; Chordata; Actinopteri; Characiformes; Serrasalmidae
Product: fibrinogen alpha chain
Exons: 4
Coding region: 34-825 (263 amino acids)
Biological process (GO): platelet activation; protein polymerization; blood coagulation
Cellular component (GO): fibrinogen complex
Molecular function (GO): signaling receptor binding
Source: RefSeq, a predicted model, not a curated record
UAUGCUCUGAAUAAAUGUAUCCAUUUGUAGAUCAUGUUCAAAAUGCUACUUAGCGUGAAAUUUUGUGUUUUGUGUGUUUCAGUGUGUGAAUCUAAGCAGUCAGUUAAUUCCCAAAAACGACCCAGUACCUUUGGUCACCAAAGAAGAUUUGAACAGUGUCCAGUGAGCAAAUACCCGAUGUGUACUGAUGAGGAGGAGGAGAAUAAAUGCCCAUCAGGCUGUCGACUACAGGGUCUCAUUGAUAAGGAGGAGGACGACAUUUAUGCUCGCCUCAGCAAAAUCUGUGAAAAGAUUCACCAAUGCAAGAGCACAACUUUACCUACGAUGCUUAAAAGUGCACAGUUCUACGAAGCACAAAGGAAGAUUAUCAUCAAAACAUACAUGGAAGAACUGAGGUACGCUGAGGUUGCUGAGAGACUUUACAGGAACCUGACGCUGUUAUGGAAGAAGUCCUCCAAGCUCUCCAGUGAUCUUCAGAGGUACCACAGUCAGAUCUUGGAUCAGAUAACUGAGAUGCGCCGUCUUGAGGUGGACAUUGACAUUAAACUACGUGCAUGCAAAGGGUCAUGCAAGCAAACCUUUGAUCACACCAUUGAUCACGAAGCUUUCAAAGCCAUGGAGGACAGCAUGGCCAGAUUUGACUUGCUCUCCAUGAGCCAAAAAACAUUUACCGCGGACAAAAAGGUCAAACUGCAGUCUGUUGUUCGACCUCCCAUGUCUCUUGCAUAUCGAAAAAUCCCCCUGGUGCACGCCAAGCUCCUGACAAAGUUUGAGGACACUGAGCAAAACCAAGUGGUCAUGGAUGAGCUUUUACAGGAUAUCUGAAAUUCAGAUGGAGAAGCAACAUCAUAAAGGCAUUUGCAUUUUCACUGGACUUUACUUGCACCAAGGCUAGAAGCAAUUUAGCCUUGUUCGGGUGAAAAUUGGGAAAAAGAAGACAAAAAUCAUGUGGGGUGUUCAAAACAGUCAUAUUUAUCCAUAAAUAUAAUAGAUACACAACACUGUAUGCAUUCAGUACAAUGCUCAUCAUGAUAACUAUAUGGCCAUCAACACAGCAAUGCCAUUGUUUUCAUAUUUGAUUGUUUCCUUUGUGCUUAAAUAACAGAAGCACCUUGUAUUAGUAGUAUGUUUUGUCAAGAGAACACACUUCUGCACAUCUUGAUGAAUAAUUACUGUUUAUUUGCUGAAUUUAACAUGUUGGGGAUUAAAGAACAUGAAAUUUUGCCUAUUUUCUCAAUAUGUUAAAUAAAUAGAAAUUGUGCUCUAAAAUCUGCAGAAAAUGCAUAUUUAUGUGUUCACUGUACAGGAUAUGUUAACUUAUUUUCACUUGGAAAACUCUCAAAACUUUAGUUUGACCAGGGGUGCAUACAACUGUAUAUCAAGAAAAACAGUGAUUCUAAACUUUUGAAUGGUAGUUCAAUCAACCUAAUUUGUAAUGUCAGUACUAAUAGGAUGUCACAAUUCACCACUGUGAUCACUACUGAACUAAAAUAAAGUAACGCUAUAUGAAAUGAG